Molecule: messenger RNA, 10388 nt
Organism: Balaenoptera acutorostrata (minke whale)
Lineage: Eukaryota; Metazoa; Chordata; Mammalia; Artiodactyla; Balaenopteridae
Gene: ZNF786
Product: zinc finger protein 786
Exons: 4
Coding region: 132-2249 (705 amino acids)
Biological process (GO): regulation of DNA-templated transcription
Source: RefSeq, a predicted model, not a curated record
CUGGGCUGGGCCUGCAGGUCGGCGGGGAGCGAGAGUAGGGGAGCUGCCGCCGCAGGGAAGGUGCCGCGGGCAGCCGGGACGCCUGGCUUGGCCGUAACCCGGUGCGGGGCCUGGUGGGACUGUGAGGGCCCAUGGCCGAGCCGGCUCCGUUACCUCUGACUUUUGAGGAUGUGGCCGUUUAUUUCUCCGAGCAAGAAUGGCAGAAUCUAGAGGCAUGGCAGAAGGAGCUUUACAAGCAAGUAAUGAGAACCAAUUAUGAGAUUCUUGUUUCUCUAGAUGAUGGACUUCCCAAACCAGAACUAAUAUCCUGGCUUGAACAGGGGAGAGAACUCUUCAGGAACUGGGGAGAAUCACAGAAAUCAGGAAACAUAAUUUGCUCCUCUGCUGAUUUGCAUUUGGAUCCAGUUAUUGAGGGACAACUAUUUGGGGGAAGCCAGCAAGCUGUGAAACCAGGAGAAGCCCACUGCCAUUUCCAAGUAGAUCCUCUUCAGAGCCAGCGUUCCUCUGAACCCUUUUUAGGAAAAAGUGAAGCUGUUUCCUUCAGGCCUGACCAAGUCGUCGCCCUCCUGAACCCACACAGACAUGAUACUCGGGCUCUAGGUCCACUAGUCCACAGCUCCAGGGAACCCACCCGAAGAGACAGAAUCGUAAGUCCCAGGACCCUCGGUCUCCCAGGCUUCCAGGAAACCUCCGGGGAGGGCCCCCAGCAACCUUGCCCCGUCUGUGGAGAAGGCUUUUGGAAGAACCUCUCAGAGCAGCACCAGGGGAGCCACUCGAAGGACCCGCCACACAGGGCUUGGAAUCAAUUCCGCAACCAAACCCAGGUACAACAGCCCCUGAGCAUCCCUCGGGGACAGAGGCACUUCCGCUGUCCAGGAUGUGGGCGGGGCUUCCGCCGGAAGUCGUGUUUGCUUAGACCCCUGGCGAUCCACCCCGAGAGCCAGCUGCCGGGCAGCGAGUGUGAAAUGUACGCCCACCACCUGCGCGCGGGGCCGAGGCCUUCCCAGUGCCCCGGCUGCGACGAGAGAGGCCCCCGGGGCCCUCCCGGCGUGGAGAGGCCAGGCUCCCGGAGAGAGGGCGCCAGGGCCGCCUCCGAGCAGGCUGAGCUCCCGCGCUCGGGAGAGAAGCCAGGCCUGAGCCCGGCUGGCGAGGAGCGCCCGGAAUCUCUCGAGCCCGGUCCCGGCGCGGAGAGGCCGGCCUCCUGCGGCCCGUGCGGCCGGCGCUCCUCCCCGCAGUGCGGGCUUCCAGACCACACCCACGUGCCCAGCGCGGAGCGGCCCUUCCGGUGCGCCGAGUGCGGCCGGGCCUCCCGCCAGCGCGGGCGGCUGCGGCUCCACCGGCAGCUGCAUUCAGACGAGCAGCCUUUCGCGUGCCCGGAGUGCGGCCUGGGCUUCCGGCUGAGGAGGCACGGCGGCGAGAGGCCGCUCUCCUGCGGCGAGUGCGGCCGCGGCUUCGCCCACCCGUGCAAGCUGCGCGAGCACCUGCGGGUGCACAGCGGAGAGCGGCCCUUCGGCUGCCCCGAGUGCGGCAAGAGCUUCCGCCUGAAGGGCAUCCUGAAGGCGCAUGAGCGCACGCACAGCCGCGAGCGGCCCUUCCAGUGCGCGGAGUGCGGCAAGGGCUUCACGCGGCCAUCCAAGCUGGCCGAGCACUUCCGCGUGCACAGCGGCGAGCGGCCCUUCGGCUGCCCCGACUGCAGCCGCCGCUUCCGUCUCAAGGGGCAGCUGCGGAGUCACCAGCGCCUGCACACGGGCGAGAGGCCCUUCCCGUGCCCCGACUGCGGCAAGAGCUACCGCGUGAAGGCCGACAUGAAGGCGCACCGGCUGCUGCACGGCGGCCGGAUGCCCUUCUCCUGCGAGUGUGGCAAAGGCUUCGCCAAGCAGUCCAAGCUCGUGGAGCACAUCAGGACGCACACGGGCGAGAAGCCCUUUCAGUGUCCCCAGUGCGACAAGAGCUUCCGCUUGAAGGCGCAGCUGCUCAGCCACCAGGGCCUGCACACCGGUGAGAGGCCUUUCCGCUGUCCCGAGUGCAAUAAAAACUUCCGGGAAAGGGGCCACAUGCUUCGGCACCAGCGCAUCCACAGGCCCGACAGGCCGUUCGCCUGUGCAGACUGCGGCAAGGGCUUCAUUUAUAAGUCGAAACUCGCCGAACACAUCAGAGUGCACACGAAGUCCUGUCGUGCCCCCAGUGAGCCUGACGUUAAGCAAAGGCUCAGCCAACUGUUUGCAAUGAUCGAGGCCGACUGGAGUUGAGACCGAGUAGGGCGCCCAAAGCGGUCAGCAGAGUCGGUAUUGCCAGGGAGUCCACAGCCAGCGCAGCCAAACCCAAAAUCUGGUAAGACAGAUGGAACAGGGGCCCUUUUUUGAGCAAGAAUAUAAUACAAGUUAGGAAUAUGAGAAACCACAAAGAUUCUCAUUUAAAACAUCACCAGCUAUGUUUUCUAUACAUUGAUAGAAAACAGUGGAUAGAAACAAUAGAUAGGUUUGUUCUUCCCACCAUCUUAACGGGUGAUUUUCCCCAGCGUGCUAAUAAGCUAACUCUGAAAUCCCAGCUUGAAUUUAGACAGCAGGAAAUCCCUCCAGUACUGUUCUCAAAGCUAAAAGGAUGGGGUGACUUAAAUGUCAACUCUUCUUUUUUUCAUAGUAUGAUGAUAAGCAGGGGGUUUAACCCAGCGACUUUUGUUGCAGGCCUGAUAUGAUAGGAUUUGGUUUUGACUUACUUGAAGCUAAUAGCAACAAAAUGAGUUCUCCGACUCAUGGUUUGUCUGUGUGAAUGCUGAAGUUUCACAGCAGGUUUCAUAGUGAUUAUGCAUGGUUACCCUUAAGGAAAAGCGGAUAAUUCAAGCAAAAUUUGAUUAAUCUGGGUUGAAGAAAAUAAAAGCGAAGGUGCUAAGUUGUAUGGGACUAGAGUUUUGUUUUUUUAAAUUGAAGUAUAGUUGAUUUACAAUGUGUUAGUUUUAGGUGUACAGCAAAGUGAUUCAGUUAUACAUACAUAUAUACAUAUUUUUUUUCAGAUUCUUUUCCCAUACAGGUUAUUAUAAAAUACUGAGUAUAGUUCCCUGUGCUAUACAGUAGGUCCUUGUUGAUUAUCUAUUUUACAUAUAGUGUCCCAAACUCCUAAUUUAUCCCACCCCACGGAGGGGGGUAGCUAGAGUUUAGAUAAGAGAUUGGGACAGGAGGUAGAUUUGGGCGUUCCAGAACACAGGUGCUGUUUGCAACUAAGAGAGUGAAUGAGAUUCCCAAGAGUGACUUUCUAGGCAGAUGACUAAAGUCUGAGUUAAGACAAAAUAACAAAGCUAAACAGCUUUAUUAGGGAGCCUGACAGGCAACAACAGUUUCGUGUAGAGAGUUUUCAAGCAAACGUUCAAAGUAAACAUACAAAGAGAAGUCAAGGAAAAUACCCCAUUUGUUACACUAGGUGAAGGCUGUGUGAGCACAGAAUGUUUAUACCCCAGGGACAGAGUUGUACUCCAUCCAGAGAAUUCCUGACUUUCAGAGGGUUUAUGCUUCAUUUAAAAGAAUGGCUGACCUGAAAUUCUAGGGAUGAUAGAAAAUGAGAUGUCAGUAAACUGUAAUAGACAUUACUAUGAAGCAAUAGUUCACAGAUGAUUUUCUCUGGAACACUAGCUUCAAAUAAAUAAGUUAAACAGUUCCCCCCCCUACACACACACAGAGUCUAUGACUCUCAAGAGGAAGACAUAAUAGUAUAUUCUGAAUAUAUUUGACCUUUUUUGACCUUGGGAUUCCUUUCUGUCUUCCCCUCCCCCCCAAAAAAAACCACUAUGAUCUUGUGGACAUCAAUAGAAUUCUACAGGACUCAUUCUGGAAAAUAUUACCGAAGAAUAGUCCUGGCUCCAGCCAAGUAGCCCUUAGUCUAAGACAGAAUAUCAGGGGAUGAACGCCCUCAGUUUUAGGUGACAAAACAGAACUUUAAGUCAGAAUAAAUCUUUAAUUGGUUUUAGAGCACCCCUUUUUCUCAUGUGAUAGGACACUAACAGAGGUGACUGAUGGUAUUAAGAGGUGAUAUGAUUUAGGCAGGUUUAUAAUCACUAGACACACAUGGUUAUGUCUGCUGCGUUCACGAGGCAGCUGACCUCACAAUGCAUGAGGAAAGAAGGGGCAGCGGCCCCUGCUGCAGAUGAGGGCCCGUGGUGAGGGAGCAGGAGGACGAGGAGGAGCUGGAGGAGAAGGGGGUCUGUGGUGGGGGAAGGGGAGGAGGAGGAGGUGGCAGUGAAUCAUGUAGAGGCUUUGAGGGAGACUGAAGGCCCGGGCCUCUAGUUCGGUGUUCUCACAUAUUUCCUGUUAUAAUUGGAGGAUCUCAGAGAUAGUAAAAGAUCCAGAGUGUUUGAAUUUUGUUAGAAACUGGAAGGGUUUUGGAGGAAGUUGAGAAAAAGGGCACGACCCAACUAAACCCCAGUACCCUAGGCUGCCCACACUACAAAUGAAAAAGAUACCAGAGUGGUGUUUAACAAGUAGAGGGAUUUCUGGGAAAGAAGGUAUUAUAAGCACAGGUUCCUAAAACUUCUCUUCCUUUCCUGCCCAAAAUUCCUAAAAAAAAAAAAAAAUCACUGCUGAGAUAUCCUGGUGAAAUCCCUGAACUUCCAAAAAAAAAGAAGGAAAAAAAAAUGUAUCCUGUCACCUACAAAGGAAUAAGAACUCUGAUUGGUGCAACAAUGAAGAUCAUAUUAAAGGGACAGAAUGGUUUAAAAAAGAAAUCCAUUUAAGUCAAGAAGACAAGGUCUCUGCUGAGCCAUUAUUUAACAUUAUAGAAUACAUCAUAUUACUGUGUACCUGGAACAUCCAAGAGAAUCAGCUAGGUAACUACUAUGAGUAAGAAAAAUGACCCUAUUCACAAAAGUCCAGUUACUGUCUUGAUUCAAGAUAGGAAUUAAGCACACUCUUAUGUUUGUGUCUUCUGCCUCUCAGUAUCCCAUUGAAAUUAUAGUAAAGGGAUUUUUCUUCAAAGGCUGUAAAUCCACCACAAAGAACAGAAUUCCGAGGAGACCAUCACCAGAUGAGAAAUUUCAAGAGAUUUCAGAAAGUUAUUAAAGAAUGGUAUCUAAUGAAGAGGAUCAGAGGACUGAGCUGAGGGGACUAUUGAUUUGCUCAGAAGCAGCUCAACCUGGGGAGCCAGGCAGGAUGGAGGCUGGAAACCAGAGCGUUAACUGAAAGUCUGUUACAGUGAAUAGUCCAGCCCCACUCCAUCCCUACCACUACCAACACCAGAAGCAGGAAGUAUGUCUGGCAGCGAGGUAUUUACCUUGUAAGGGAAAAAAGGAAAUGAACAAAGCAUCUGGGGAUAACUAGAAUAUGGAUGUUGUCUGAGAUAAAAGCCCUCCUCAUUCUAGCAUGACUCCUAAGCAGUCAGUCACCUUGGAGUAAACUGUCAUACAAGACCCACCCAUGGACACAAAGAUCCUAAUUGACUUGUCUACUGUUGCAUUCUCAAAUAUGGACAGGCAAGAUUAUCAAACAUUUGGAAAAAACUUUUACAUGAAAGAGAAAGACCAAGACAAGCAAGAAAAAAAGUACGUCAGACAAACCAUAGCCAAUUCAGGAACUAAAAGCUAUAUUUUAAAAUCUCUAAUAAAAAUAUUCAGAAAAAUUGGAGAACACUUAUUAUAAAACAAGAACAUAAUGUUAUGAAAAGGGAAGCAUCUGAAAAACAAAUUCUAGGAAGUUUAAAAAAAAGUGAUUGCUAAAAUAAAAAGAUCUCAGGAAUUCCCUGGCAGUCCUGUGGUUAGGACUCGGCACUUUCACUGCCAGGGCCCCGGGGUUCAAUCCCUGGUCGGGGAAUUAAGAUCCCGCAAGCUGGGCAGCACAGCCAAAACAAAACCCAAAACAAAACAAAACAAAACAAAAUCUCAUAGUAGUAUUAAAGAAAUCUCAGAGAAAACAGAACCAAGUUUCAACAGAUAGAAAAUAAGAGUAAUGGGAGAAAAUGAAUUGUGCAAAUACUAGCCUCUGCCCAUUUUUCUGUAGAAGAAAAUGCAUAUCUAUACAUAUUAUCUUAAUCAUAUAUACAUAUAUGACAUAGAGGUAGGAGGGGAAGAGAGUGGGAGAAAGAAGCAAAUAAAGGGGGGAAAGUACACCAAAAAGCCCCUCAUGUGUGAUUAUCUUCACGCAUCUAUAUAAAAAUGUAUGUGAUUACAAGGAAACUUCGAAAUUUUAAAAAGUAGUAAUAUGAAAAUAAAAUAUAAAACUCAGUCCUAAAGGAGGGCUGGACACUCCUUUUAAUUCUUUUUAGAAUUUUAGAGUUUUAAAUUUCCAAUCUCUAAUAUUACAGGGAAGGAAACCAAAGCCACAGUAAGUGUCUAAUCCACAAUCUCAUACCUAUUUAGUGGCAGGGCUGAGACCUUGUGGGUCUCUUGAGUCCAGGGCAGGGAUCCUUCCACCACACUUAAUUGGAAAUCCAGGAAAUGCAUGUUCUGUGGAUAAGAAAUACUAACUGCUUAAACAAACAAAACCAGCACAGUUACCUAAAACAGGGAAGGAAGAUUACAGAGAAAGAGAACAGAGAAAACCACAGGUAUUCAGUGUAAAAAAUCACAUAGGCAAAGGGAGAUUAUUAGCAGCAUCUUGGAAAAGACCAAAAGAUUAAUGAAAGGGAUUCUUUUUUUAAAUAGGGAAGAAAAGCCAUCGGAAUGAAUGGAAACCCUUUAUGAUUUUAGGGACAAAGAGAUUAUUUAGGAAUAAAAUAGAAUCUUCUUUCUGACAACGUAAUUCACUACUUCACUCUUGACCAAGAUAGUUCUGGGGGGAGGUUUCCAUCAACCUAAAAUGUGAAGCUUGGAGUUAUUAAAUAACUAAAAAUCCAGAAACUUUUAGUUAUAAUUGACAAAAUAAAGGGGAGUUUGUCAUCAGAAGUUUUAAAAUAAGUUAGGAACAAACCAAUCACUCUCAUGGCAACUAGAGGGCUUUUUAACUGUGACCCCACUCUAUAACCUCCCCCCCACCUGGAAACCAGUGUGAUUAUAUCCUGAUGAGAGUCACCUGGUAAAAAGUACAGAAAAGGAUGCGCUCACCAAACACUUAAGUUGUUGAGGGAGAGGCAACAGUUUCUAUUAUGCCUGUGUGGUGUAUCAAGGGAAUAAAAGGAUAGCUUCUCACGACAUCCACUUGGAUGUCUAAAAGACUUCUCAAAUUCGACAUUUCCAAAACCAAACUUCUAAUUUUCCUCCCUUAUCCUGUUCCUUCUGUAGUCCUUUCCAUCUCAGUAAAUGGAAACUCCACCUUCUAGUUUCUUAGGUAAAAAAUCUUGAUAUUGUCUUUGACUUCUCUCUCUCAAAAAUCUCACCUAAUCCAUCAACAUGUCCUGAGAGUUCCAUCUUCAAAAUAAAUCUAGACUCUUAAGUCUUCUCACCACCUCCUCUAAGACAACCUGGCUCAAGCUGCCAUCACCUGGUGCCUGAUUAUUUCAAUAGCCUCCUCACUGAUCUUCCUGUUUCCACCAUUGCCUGCCCAGUCUGUUCUCCAGAGAGCAGCCAGAGUGAUCCUUUAAAAAUAAAAGUCAGAUCAUGUCAUUUUCCUGGUUAAAACCCCCAAUAAUUUGAGGGUCAACAGAUUUGAAGAAGCAAGAGAGACCAAAAAGGAGAGAACAGUGAGGUGAGAGGGAUCCCAUGAGAACAUGGUGUCUCACUAGCCAAGCAAGGAGAGUGUUCCAAGAAGCAGGUCUGCUGCUAAGGAGUACAAUGAGAACAGGGAAAUGGCCAGUAGAAUUGGCAACAUUGAGAUAAAUGUUGACCUAAUCAAGAACAGUUUCAUUGGGAGCUGUUGGGGCAGAAAGGCAAAACUUGGUUGAUUGGUGCAGGAGUGUGAAUAAGGAAUUGGAGACAGGCUACACAGAAAACUCAAGUUUGAAAGAAGUUUGGUCAUGAAGGGGAAAAGAGAAUUUGGCCGUAGUGGGAAAAGUUAUUGAUACUGGAGCAUGUUUGCAUGCUAAUGGAGGAGGAUUCUGAAAGAGGAGGAAAUUGAUGUCGAGGGGAAAGAUAAUAGAGGAAGUGGAGGAAUUGGCUUUUGAUGAGGGAGGGACAUUUUCCCCACAGUAACUGGAGGAUAGGAAAAGAGGAGGAGAGGGACUCUGUCCCUUUGAACCACUACCGUCUCCCUUUUAGUGUGCAUUGUGCAUCUGCAUUACAUAUACAUUAACUAUAUCCUCUUAGAAGACACAGUAAUGCCUACUCGCCAAAAAAAAACCACCUCACCCAAUUUCCUCCUGGCACCGGCAGGGUAACUGCUUAGAAGUUAAUAUUCCUUUCUCAAUCCUGUAAGAGGUCACAAUAACGCACUACUUGCCUCGUUGGACUAUGUAAACUGUCAAUACAGUACUUUGAUGUAUAACCCUUUGUCUCAAAAAUCUAUAUAACUGUGCUUUGCCUUCUGAUAGGUGGAACAGUCUUCAGAGCUUUCUGCAAGACUGUCUCCCCUGUAAUAAUCCUCAGGUUGGCUCAAAUAACAAUUUCCAUAUCUUUAUGAGACUGACUAUUAAUUUUUUUCACUGUCGAGGAGAAGUUUGGUGUACCAAAAAUUCAGGCAAAAAAAGGCAACCUUACACAUGAUCCAAUUCCCUGAUUUAUAUGCCCAUCAAUUUUAGGUCCAACCUUGUGUAACCCCCAAAAGAGGAAGGGGCGGGACUUCCCUGGUGGUCCAGCGGUAAGGAAUCCGCCUUCCAAUGCAGGGGACUCAGGUUCGAUCCCUGGUCGGGGAACUGGGAUCCCACGUGCCACGGGGCAACUAAUCCUCCGCACCACAACUACUGAGCUCGCAUGCCUCAACUAGAGAGCCCGCGUGCCACAACUACAGAGCCCACACGCCCUGGAGCCAGCGUGCCACAACUAGAGAAGAGAAAACCCACAGGCCACAACUGGAGAGGAGACUGCGCACCACAACGAAGAGCCCACGUGCCUCAACGAGAGGCCACAUGCCCCAACAAAGAUCCCGUGUGCCACAAGUAAGAUGUGACGUAGCCAUUAAAAAAAAACGGUUGGGGGGGCAGAGUUUAAAUUCCAGUCCUCCCAGAGCCUGGGAGAUAUGGACCGGAUGCGCAGCGCUACGACCUGCCUCUGGAGACUCUUGGCUCCUCCUGCCUGCAGGCGGCGCCGUAGGAGCCCAGUCCCCGCGCCAGAAAGGCAACGUUCCCAGGAUGCCUUGCGUGUCCCCAUGGCAACGGCCCCCGCUGAGCGGGGCUGACGGGCGCAGGCCCCACCCCUGAGCGGCCAGUAAGAUUGUCUGGUCGUCCGCCGCAGCACCAGCGGGGCAUUCGAAAAGGGUACCCCGCGCCCAACCGAGGCCUGGAAUCCGGCCGGGGACCAUCCCGGGGGUGGGCUCAGCGGCCGCGCCCCGGGUCUCGGGCUACGCAGACUCUGCAAGUGUCAGCGGUGACCUCUCGGCCCGGCAGAGGGGGCGGUCCGCGGUGGCAUGAAGAAAAGCCUGCUCGGGCGGUAGCCGGGCCUGGAGGAGGCGCGGUCCGGGAUGCUCGGACUGACUGUGAAAUCUGCAGCCCUAGCCCAGCAGUCUAACCCGAGCUCGCGCGUUGGAGUCCAGAGGGGGCCGUGCAGGGAAAUCGUGCUCUCAGCCGUGGAUACUAAGUUCCUCGAAGCAGUGACUGAUGUUUUUCUUAAUCUUUGUUACCCAUGCAGAGUGUUUCCCCAGUGGGCGCUCUACAAACACUUGUUGAAUCAGUGAAUUAACGAAUGAAAGAGAUCUACACAUAGCCACUGAUUUUACAGUCAGCCCAGGGCUUUCUGAGUGUUCCUGUUUCUCUGAAGCUCAGCUUGUGUGCUGGGAGUACUGUUAGUAAGGUACAGAGUGGGAGAAAGAACAGGGAAUUACGGCUGAGAAAAGGAAAGGAGUCCCAUAGGGGAACAUAGAGUAUAAUACUAAAUUACAAUGAUAGGGACUGUCACUUUAACAUGUAGUUCUUUAGAAAAUGAUAAUGACGGUUGCAACUCUUAUUUUAGUUUCAUGUCUUUCAGAGAUUCUCAGGGGUGACAGUAACUCAGUUUCCUGAUACUUAGCUUAAAUUGAAACAAUGUUUCCCAAGAAACAUGACAAUUAAUUUCUUACUGCCUUUUCCCUAACACACUCACACAAAAUGGUAUUCAGAAUAGAAUCUUUAGGGGUCAUAAUCCAACUCCCUCACUUUACAGAUGAGUAAAGUGAGUUACAGAGAGGUUGAAGUGACUUGCUCUAGGUCAUAUAGCUAGUGACUGAGAAUACCGCCUAGGUUUCUUGAGUUCCAGUUCUAUGCUCUCCCUCCUUCCUUUCAACACAUAUUUAUUGGAACUUCUUCAAUAAAUAUUAAUACAGUAUUGUUUCUCUUGGGUUGUGGCUGCUUAGUCAAGCUUCUGUUCUACAUAUUCCAAGUUAUCAGGAAGCUAUAGGGCAUUUCCU